Chelonus insularis is the source of this 2239-nucleotide messenger RNA. It is a transcript of the gene eIF2D, whose product is annotated as eukaryotic translation initiation factor 2D. Bases 413 to 2146 code for a protein of 577 amino acids. The transcript is spliced from 10 exons. Lineage: Eukaryota; Metazoa; Arthropoda; Insecta; Hymenoptera; Braconidae. Gene Ontology annotation, biological process: formation of translation preinitiation complex; translational initiation. The record is from RefSeq and is a predicted model, not a curated record. Gene Ontology annotation, molecular function: RNA binding; translation initiation factor activity.
CAGCUGAUUAGUCGACAUGACAGCUGAUUUUGGGCAGAUCAGAUAAUAUUGCUUGCAAUGUUAUCAGCCGAUGGUUUUCUAACAUUGACAUUAUUCAAUGUGGCUAAAUUGUACCUGCUCAAAAAGAGAACCUGAAAACUGUUUGGAAAGGAAUUUAUGUCAGGCUUUUUCUAUUUAUUUCGGCAAAGAUCAUCAAAAUGCGUGUUUUAUCUACACAGAUAAUGAUAUGUAAUGCGUUUAUAGUCAAACUUUACCCUUGAUGUCACUUUCGCCUUAUUGAUGUGUGUUUUUUAUCGACUAGUUUUUGACUGAAAACAGUGUGUGUACAAGAGUACAAUAAAAACAAUUUUUCUGAUCACUGUAACAUUGAUUUAUAGUUUGUUUAUAGUUCAUUGUUAAUAAAACGACAAUAAUGUUUCUUAAACCAUUAAAAAUAAAAUCAAAUAAUCAACUUAAAGGAACUGAAAGGAAAAAAUUGUACGAAGAUAUACUUGCAGCAUAUCCCGUAUUAACUGAUAAUCAAGUGCAACAAUUAAUACCAAAAAAAGAAGCGCUAUCCUUAAUAAAAAUUGUGGCGUAUAGUGGUGAAACAUGCAAAUUGUAUUGUGUUUCUAAAGUUCCAAUGUUCUUCCAAUUUGAUCAGACUGCACCAUUAUUAUAUCCUACUAUUUAUACUCUUUGGCAAUAUCCAGAUUUGUUAUAUUCAUUCAAAACUCAUGAAGCAGUAAUUGCUAAAUUAGUUAAUGGGGCUAGUUUAAUGCUUCCAGGGAUCAUAUUAGAUGGUCCACCAACACUACAUUCUUACGGGAAAUUAGCUAAAAAUACUCCUGUUGCUGUGAUUACUGAAAAAAAUAAGGCUGCAAUAGCAGUAGGGGUAACAGCACAUUCCUCUGAAGAUAUGUACAUGGCUGGCGGUCGUGGCAAAUGUGUUGACAUAUUACACAUUAUUGGUGAUUCGAUUUGUCAGUUAGGAAAACCAUUAAAAAGGCCACAGUUAAAUCCAGAAUCUCCUGUAACAGAGAUUAUUGCUACUAAAGAUGAUGAUUUAUUAAUAGAUGAACCUGAAAAUUCUCCUAAUAAUGAGGAGUUAACUGAUAGUGCCACUCAAAUGUUAAAUGAUUUGACGAUGGAGACUGAUAACGAUAAUGAUGAACCUAAUGCAACACCACAAGAAAAUAAUAUUGAUUUAUAUACUGAUGUAACUUUAAAUGAACCACUAGAUGAUCCAGUGAAGGAGAUGGAUAGAUUAUUAGAAUAUUGUUUACUUAAAGCCUGUAAAGGGAUAAAGAAAAGUGAACUACCACUUCUUAGCUCAAAUUUUUUUAAAAAUCAUUUAUUAGUUGCAUGUCCUUCUAAUCAAACUAUUGAUAUUAAAAAAUCUAGUUUUAAAAAAUUAUCAGUAUUCUUGGCAAGUAUGAAAGCAAAAGGUGUUAUUGAUACUACUAUUCUUAAAGGAGUUGAAAGUAUAAUUUAUAUUCAGUCUGACCAUCCAUUGUUAAAAGACUUAGUUAUCAAUGAAGUAUCAGAAUCAUCGGAUCUAGAUAAUCCAUCUGCCGCACCUGUUGUUUCUGAAUGUUAUAAAGUUACUGCUGAUGUGUUGCCAAUACUUUCCAAGUUUGGAUAUGAAAAAGGAGAUAUUAUGAAAAAAACAGAUAUACGUAAAUGUUUAAUGGAGUAUAUUAAAACGGAAAAUUUGCAGGAUGGAAAAACAUUGAAAAUAAAUCCUCAGCUUGCUGGAAUAUUACGCACAAAAGAAAGUGUGAUAACUUUAACGAUAGAAGAUGGAAUAAAUAAAUUUAUUGGACGAAUGACUCAUACACAUCAGAUUACAGUGGCUGGUACAACAUUGUUACAUACAGGAAGAUUGGAACCUAUUGAUAUAACUGUUAGUACUCGUGCAAAUAAGAAAAAAGUUACAUUGGUAAAUAAUCUAGAAGUAUUUGGCAUAAAACUCAAUGAAUUUAGUAAAGAGUGUCAAGGGAUUGGUGCUAGUGCAACAAUUACUGAUGUACCUGGUAAAAAGUCACCAAGUGUAUUAGUUCAAGGAAAUCAAGUUCUUUAUGUCUAUAAAUUAUUAACUGAAAAAUAUCGGAUUAACAAAAAUUAUAUACGUGGCCUAGAGUAUGCGCCAAAGAAACGAAAAUAAUUUAUUAAUUAAAGUAAUUGAAAUAAACUUAUUAUUUAUAAAGUUGUGUGAUGAAUAUCGUAUACUAAUAAUUAUAUGAUAAAUCCAAAGUAA